Messenger RNA from Onthophagus taurus, 4181 nucleotides. RefSeq names its product GIGYF family protein Gyf (gene Gyf). Lineage: Eukaryota; Metazoa; Arthropoda; Insecta; Coleoptera; Scarabaeidae. Gene Ontology annotation, cellular component: cytosol. Gene Ontology annotation, molecular function: protein binding. The record is from RefSeq and is a predicted model, not a curated record.
CCGUUUUGACAUUUCAGCGCACGCGCACUAACCUACAAUUGUACCUUCGCCAUUGUUGUUGAUCCAUUUAUCAACUGUGUGAAAUAAUUUAUUCAGGGACAGGAUGACUGAUUCCAUGAAUUUUGGACCAGAGUGGUUGAGAAACUUAUCUUCUGAUGGUUCCACUACCGGUGGAACUGGAGGGGGAGCUAGAUACCAGCUAUCUGGGUACCGGUAUGGUAGAGAGGAGAUGUUGGGACUAUAUGAGAAGGGUUUUAAGCCUCCAGCUUCGUUGGUCAACUUUACAAGACUCUAUACUGAUCCACCACUGGUACCCUUAGUUCUUUUGGACAAAGGACCAACAGAGGAAGAGAGAUUGUGGCAAUCCAGAGCACCGCCUAUAAACUCUUCCACCAGAGGCAGUCGUGGUUCUUCACUUGAACGGGGUGGGACUCGACCAAAUAGAGGACGGGGUUCAUAUCAAUAUGGUAGAAAUGUUAACAGCUAUGAUGCAACUGGUGGUGUGGGAGGAUGGGGUAAUGGUGAACAACAAGAGUGGAGUCCAAGAAAGGAUUUUGGUGGUUACAGUAGGUCAGCUUCAGUAGAUAAUUGGCGUCGUAAUCGACCGGCGGAUGAAGAGGAAGGUUGGAGGUCGACAACUAAUCGUGGUUCUGCUGAAAAAUGGGUUCGUUCCACAAGCUGGCGCGACGGUGACAAAGAAGACGACAGAGGUGGACCACACGAAAGAAGCAGGAGUUGGUUUGAUGGUAGAAAUCACGUUCAAAGAAAAGGUUGGGACGAGGACCAUCAACCCGAAUGGUUUACCGAACAAUUAGGCGAAGGUGGGGGUACCUUCGAUGCGACCGGGGCGUAUCACGGUUCAGACGACGAACAGGAUCAUAGAAUUGGCGGAAGAAAAGAGUUACAAAAAUCUACAUCCCAGCAGAAUAUAUCACCAAGACAACCGGCCCCUUUGACAUCAUCAAAAUCUUCAGUUUCGUUAUCUAAACAAUGCGAAAUUGAAGUAAAAGAGGAACACAUUAAUGUCGGUAUAAAGGAUGUAGAAGAGACAAAAGAAAAGCUUGAUCCGCCUGAAAAACCAAUUGAAGAGAAAAAACCUAAAAAUGUUGAGAUUAAAAAGGAAGUUAAAGUCGAUAAGAUUGAAAAACAAAUGGGUCAUAAAAUUGAGGGGAAUUUAAAUGUUAAUGGAAUUGUUGUAGAGCUACCAUCAUCUUCACAUAGAGUUGAAGAAGAUUUUGACAGACUCCAAGAGGAUCUCGUUUCCAAGCUGGUCGUGGAGGAGGAGAACCCAAAAACAACAAUGAACCCAAAUAUGGGGAUGUCAAGCGUAGGAGUAACGCCGCAACCUCCGCCAAACCUCGUUCCACCCAUUCAAGACAAAUGGUUUUAUCGGGAUCCCCAGGGUGAUCUUCAAGGACCCUUUGUAUCAACCGAAAUGGCCGAAUGGUUUAAAGCCGGUUAUUUUACGUUGUCGUUACUUGUUCGUCGACAAUGCGACAAAACGUUUUAUACUCUUGGCGAUCUUGUUAGGUUAUGUAACGGAGCGAAUCCGUUUUUAUCGACGACGCGCAUUCCACCAUUGAAAGAAGUGCCACCGGUGAAAUUAACCGACCAAGAUCAUUUGUUAAAUUUGCAUAAUCUUCAAGUUCAGUUUGCUUUAAGUCAAGGGCGACCGUAUAAAUCGGUUCCUCCCACGGAUUGGGCGAAUCUUACAGCACUUCAACAAAGGGAUAUGCUUACUCAACAUCUUAUGCCACAAGCUCAGAUGACGCCAGUUGAGUUACAAUAUUUCCAGCAAUCAGCACAACCCCCGCCACAAGCCGCCAAUCCACUCAUGCACAUCAUCAAUCAAAUGCAACAAGUUAAUAAGUUAUCCGGGCCACCGAUGACAGAGCAGCCAAACGCGAUUCCCAUGCAGUUAGAUCCACUUCAGGCGUUAGUUCAACAAAUGCACUCCCUGCAGAGGAUUCCACAAGGGGCUACACCUCUUCCUGGAAUGGGUCUGCCACAAACCAUUCCAUCUGAAAACCUAAUUAACAAUAUGACAGGAAUCCAUGGGAAUCUUCCAGGACCAGGAAUGACGGGGAUACCCAGUAGUUUACCUGGUAGCGGCGUUAUGCCAAAUAUACCACAGAAGCCUUUAGAAAACCUCGCCACACCCGCCGAUGAUAAUCCAAUUAAUAAUUUAUUAAGACAAUUACAAAAUAAGAAUAUAUCUCAACCACAACCUAUGGAUGCUUUAUGGCAACAAAACCAAUACAUAACCUCGCAAAUUCAACAAACUAAUCAAUGGCAACAACAGCAACAACAACAAACAGUUCAAUCGAAUCAACCACCUCAACAGCCACAACCCAUACAAUCUCAACAACAACAUCCACCACCACCACCACCUUCCCAACAGCAGCCGCCAAAUGAAAAGCCAAUAUCAAUGUGGGAUUUAACACCAACACAAUCUCAAAUGAACACUCAACCGGUUGAAACGACGACGAAUAUAUCAGAAGAAAUCCAACAGCAUUCACCGAGUAGUAAAGAAAAAGAACAAUCGAAAAGAGAAAAAGAAUCCGCGAAAGAAGAAAAGAAACGCAAAGAACAGGAAGAAAAGCAGCUGAAGAAAGAAGCGGAAGAAAAACGAAAACAAGAACAAAGAAAACAAGAAAUGGAAAAGAAAAUAGCCGAAGAGAAAAAGAAAAAGGAGGAAGAAAGGAUUAGGAAGGAACUAGAAAAAGCCAGGAAAGAAGCGGAAGAAAAACGAUUGCGAGAAUUAGAAGAAAAAAGGAAACUAAAAGAAGCGAGGAAAGCUGAAGAAGAAGCACGUAAACGCGCUGAAGAACAGAAAAAAUUAGAGGACGAACACGAAAAGGAAAAAAUUAAGGAAGAAAAAAUGAAGGAGGAAGCAAAGAGAGCGAUGGUUAAAGCGAUCCAAGAGAAUCAAAAUAAAAACAAUAAUGUGGUUAGUAAAGCAGCUCCUUGGAGUAAUCCUUCAAGCGCAAGUACAGGCCCGAGUUUACUAGCCAUCCAAAAAGCCGAACGAGAGAAACGCGUUGAAAUGGCAUAUCUUCAGCAACAACAACGACAAUUGUUGAUGCAAGAGCAACAGACAAUCGAAAAAGCGUCAAUUCAAUUGAACUGGGCUAAUAAACCAAUUCAACCGAGGCAAGUUAAAUCAUUAGCGGAAAUACAAGCUGAAGAACAAGAGUUGUUAGCGAAACAAGCGGCCGAGAGACUUGCGCAACAAAAUAAGGAAAAAGAAAAUCAAACGGCGCCGGUUUCUACUGGUAUAUGGCAAGGACAGAAUUUAACCUGGGCAAAUACUGCGUCACAGUGGCCUUCAAAUGUAGCAGGCUUUUGGGACGAUGUACCAACCCAGAAAGCCCCAUCGAAACCGUCCAAUGUAGUUAAGAGCAAUUCAACAAGUGCCAUGGUGACACAAGCGAAGCCCCAACAACAACCGCAACAACAACAACAACCAAAAGUUGCAAAAGCAAAAACAAAGAAAGAAGAAACGACAGGUUCAAAAAAUAACGGUUCUUUAAGUACAAAUGGACCAGCUACUGAGGAAUUUACACAAUGGUGUAUUAAAGCGUUAUCAAAUGUUACAAGCACUGUAGAUAUUCCAACAUUUAUUGGAUUUUUAAAAGAUAUUGAAUCAGCGGCUGAUGUAAAAGAUUAUUGUCGGGAAUAUUUAGGAGAGAGUCAAGCGAUGCAUCAAUUCACGGCACAAUUCCUAGAAAAGCGACGUUCGUUCCGACCGAAAACGAACGCGCAUAAAGAUGAUAUGUGUUCCCCCGCGCCAGCAAUUACCCCAUCGAUGCAGCAUAACUCUGAUUUUCAAGAAGUAAAGGGUAAAGGUAAGAAAACUAAAAAGUCGAAGAUGACUAAAGUGGAUGCGAGGAUCCUAGGCUUUAAUGUGACCGCGGCGCAAGACAGGAUUAACGUCGGCGACCGCGAUUAUGGUGAUAACUAAAAAUGAUUAUUAAGCGAUUUGUAUACAAGAGGAAAUCCAUUCGUCUCAUUUACAUAAUUGUUGCUGUACCUUUAUGCAAAUAAUUUUAGAAGUUAUAAUUUUAUUUGAUUGUUAAUGAAUGAGGAAAAAACGAAACCCGUAUUAAUACCGAAAAAAUCUUUUUUUGUCUUUAACUGUUUAAAGAAGAUAGUUUUUACAUAAAAGAGAUCAAACGAUA